Messenger RNA from Xyrauchen texanus (razorback sucker), 3465 nucleotides. RefSeq names its product transmembrane serine protease 13b (gene tmprss13b). Gene Ontology annotation, molecular function: protein binding; serine-type endopeptidase activity. The transcript is spliced from 13 exons. NCBI's taxonomy places the organism in Eukaryota, Metazoa, Chordata, Actinopteri, Cypriniformes, Catostomidae. Gene Ontology annotation, cellular component: membrane. Bases 118 to 1536 code for a protein of 472 amino acids. Gene Ontology annotation, biological process: proteolysis. The record is from RefSeq and is a predicted model, not a curated record.
CUGCUUUAAUGAUGUAAUGGUUCCACUGUACCACUAACAAGGUGCAUGCCAGAGCACUAACACUAAGCUGGGGUACAGGUAGAAUCUACCUGAUCUCUUUAAACAGAAUACUCACCUAUGGAGGACAGACAGACUGAUGCUCCCCCCUUGUAUGACUCCGUGGUGAAUCAGAACACGUCUCCACCUUCAUAUCCGAGUCUUCAGGUGUUGUCGGCUACCCAAAUCCAAUCGUACUACAUACCUCAGCCAAUCCCACAAAUGCCUGCUCCCUGUGUAGUUGAGACAAUCUCAACACAGAGAAGGCAUGUUCGCACAUACAGGAGUAAAAGGUGUUGCUUUGGAGGGUUGGGUGGUUCUGCUUUUCUAGUAGUGCUGCUUAUAAUUGCAGCCUGGCUGGGAGUGCGUUAUGGGUCAUCAUUAUGGACUCUCUCAGGCAAAGAUAAGGAAACAGACAUAUGCCCCCCCUCAUCGGUCAACUGUGAUGGCAAGAGAGACUGUUCUCUAGGCAGUGAUGAAUCUCGCUGUGUACGGUUUGGAACAGCAAAUGAAUUGCAGGUCAUGACCUCUAAGGCCGGUAGCUUCCUUCCUGUCUGUGCACAAGGCUGGAGUAAAAACAUAGCUGACCAAACCUGCCAACAGCUUGGCUUCAGACAGAGUUAUGCUGUAGAUGUCUUGAAAAGCAACUCAUCUGUCUUUCAAAGCAUGAACAAUCAGUUUUCAAACACUAUCCAAGGAAGCGUUAAUAUCAGUUUGUCCUGUCCUCUUCAGCAGACUGUGUCCCUGAGGUGUUGUGACUGUGGAAGGCCACCUGUCUCCACCAGGAUCAUAGGAGGAGAUAUGGCGGCUGAGGGUCAGUGGCCGUGGCAGGCCAGCCUGCAUUUCCGUGGGCAUCACACAUGUGGAGGAACUCUGGUGGCUCCAGACUUCAUCAUUACAGCUGCUCACUGCUUCUCCCAAGAAAAAUCUGACUAUCUGUUGCCUAGUAACUGGAAAGUGUAUAUUGGUAUGGUGUCCCAGCUCAAACUUCCCAGUUUGUAUAAUGUCAAGAAAAUUACCAUACAUGAGAAUUACGACCCAGACACAAAAAACAAUGACAUUGCCUUGCUAAUACUCAACAGACCUGUCAGUAACGUUCAGCCUGCCUGUUUGCCUGUGUUUGGACAGACCUUUUCUCCAGGCAGCAAGUGCUGGACCACUGGUUUUGGAGUUACACGUGAAGGGGAUGAUAGUGGUUCCAUUAUUUUGAUGCAGGUUGCAGUAGGCUUGAUAGACUUAGUUGUUUGUAACAAACCUGCUGUUUACAAUGGACUAAUAACUGAGAAUAUGCAGUGUGCUGGAGAUCUUAUAGGAGGGAAAGACUCCUGCCAGGGAGAUAGUGGGGGUCCAUUGGUGUGUAAGGCUGAUGAUCGUUGGUAUCUCACUGGUGUAACAAGUUGGGGAGAUGGCUGUGGAAAGAUAAACCGUCCAGGUAUCUAUAGUAACGUAGGACGCCUUUUAACGUGGAUACAUGGCAAGAUGCAGCAAGAGCGACAAUGAACCUUUCUCAAUCAUGAAGGGCAAAAUCUUGUAUUCUGCUUUGCUGCUUUGUGUACACAUCACAGGCAAACUUUUGUAUUCUAAUUUUUAUAAACAAAUGAAGCAAUACAGUUGAUGUGCACUUUUUAACAGUAAAUAUUAAUUUAUGUUAUAAAGAUAUAAAUUCACUAUUACAUUUUUGAAAUUCCAUCUGUUAUAAUAAUUGUAUCAAUAGUUACAUUUCUAAAUGGUUGACAUAUAUUUAUUAAAUUAUGAAAAGUAUCACACGCAAUGAAAAUGUUUGUUGGCAACAUAUGAAUCGUCUCAACAACCCUAACCAAACAAAUACAGACAAAUAACACAAUGGACUUGGUGUUGUAUAGCAAUAUAGAGUAUAUAAAGUUGCAUUUUACAAGUUUAUAUCCAAGUUUAAAUAUAUAUUUAUAUAUAUAUAAGGUACAUGAGCUGAUAAAAUUGUGCCCUUGCUGUGAGCUAGGGAUCUAACCUUAGGUUGCUCCAUGGGGAAUGUCCCUGUAAAAGGUGAAAUGUCAUGCCCUUUGAAGAAAAGCAUUGGCUGAAUGAUGAAUAUUUUGAUGAAGGAUGAAUAUGUGAACUUGUUCUGGCAUGAUGACAUAAAUAUGAAUGUAUGUUUUUUGACAUUAAACUGUUUUUAGUCCUAUUAGACAAACUAAAAAAGGCAAGUUUCAAUUUUAUUUUAUGUAUCAUAUUUGAUAAAUUAGGCUUUAAAUGUCAUUAUCCUACUGAGGCCCAGCAUUUCAUUUUUAUGUAGGACAUUUAAGUUUGUGACACCAGAGACACCAAAUGUUUGAGAGUUUGUCCAUGACAACAAAUUUAUCACAGUUCAAUUCAACACAUCAAAUACAACAUUAAUAAAAUAUUUUUUCAAUAAGCAAUUUUUAUAAUAUGUAUUUUAUGCACCAAAUACUAUAUUGACAUUUAAAAAAUUUAAUUAUGAGAUAUUUAUAAUCACAGAGCAGGCUGAAUAUUUGAAAAUAUACAGACAUAUUAGUUCAUACUUAAGGCAACACUGUCGCGUCACAGCAAGAAUGUCACCGGUUCGAGUCCCGGCUCACCCAGGGCCUUUCUGUUUGGAGUUGGCAUGUUCUCCCCGUGUUUCCUCCAAAAGUCCAAUAACAUGCAGGUUAAGUGAAUUGGAAACUCUAAAUUGCCUGUAGGUGUGAGUGAGAGUGUGAAUAUGUGUGGAUGAGUGUGAAUCCAGGAUGUUUCCCUACCUUCGGCCCGAGACAGCUGGAAUAGAUCUCAGCACUACCCCGACCCUACAUAGUACAAACGGAUAUAGAAUAUGGGUAGAUGGAUGGUUCACACUUUAAAUAUAUAUUAAAAAUGUGUCUGAAUUUUCAAAACUCUUUGAUUUAUUUAAUUUUUUUGUGGGGAUGAAUGGAAUGGAUAUGUAAAGCCUGGUGUUGUCAGAGGGUGAGGGGAGACAAAGGGACCCAAACGCAGAGGGAAACAGUUCAAUGAGUUUGUUAACAACAGUCUUGUAAAUGAGGGCAGGCACUGGAUGCAGUGAGCAGAGUCAAAAGCAAUAGCUGUUCAGCGGGCUAAGGAAUGAGUGUGUGUGCGUUGUGGAGGUCAGGAGCAAUCCGAAGAGAGUCCAUUGAAGCUGGUGUGGUGUGAAGCAAAGCCCAGGCAAGAUUCUCCCUUGACACGCGGGCAGAGACCGAGGAAUCCUCCUCCAAGGGAACUGGGCAACUAUAUGGGCGAAGGUGAAGGCGCCGGUGACCACACCUCUAGAGACAGACAACCAACAGACACACGAACAAUCUCCAACUAAACAAGAGAGCACAGUUAACACUUGACAGAAAACAAUAAACUGGCAAAGAAAGAGGGAAAACACAAGGAAUGAGUGGUGAGCGCAGUUAAUGAGAAGCAGGUGUAAUGGGCGAGUAAAUCAUUUCCAUGUUCAGU